Aspergillus wentii DTO 134E9 is the source of this 2220-nucleotide messenger RNA. RefSeq lists its product as uncharacterized. Gene Ontology annotation, molecular function: DNA binding. The record is from RefSeq and is a predicted model, not a curated record. The coding region runs from base 197 to 2056 and encodes 619 amino acids. The transcript has a single exon. Gene Ontology annotation, biological process: regulation of DNA-templated transcription. Lineage: Eukaryota; Fungi; Ascomycota; Eurotiomycetes; Eurotiales; Aspergillaceae.
AGCCUUCAUUGAGUUCGUUUGAGGUUAUUCCUCUUUCUUCACAAGCUAGCUGCUGUCACUUCAAGGGGGUGCGGUCGAUUCCGAUCUUCGCCACGGAAACAGAAUUUUUUCAAUGCGAUGACCGCCUCGGCCCAGCUCGCUUUGGCCGUCACCAACAGGCAGCGUUGCGCUGGCUUUUGAUCGAUAUUACUGUAUAAUGGCCCAUGCUCGCAAGGAUGACUGUCCCAAAUUCUGCGACGAUAUCCUGUCUCUGCCACCUCUGGGGCCGCACGAUGUAGUGUCGGACAGAGCCAACAUCGACUUGUUGCUCAACCAGUUGAUGGAACAGCCUAAUUGGUUCUCAGGCAAUCGUCAUUUCGAAGAGCAACUGCAGGGCGAAUAUCGAACCUUGCAUCCCCACCUCCUUUCAUCGCCAGCGGAACCAUGCGAUGUCCUCGAUAAUUUCUGUCUAGAUGGCUCAACUGGCAGUGCGGCGCACAAUGGUUCCAGCAGCCAGGAAGAUAGCCUUAGACGAGUAGAUUCCAGUUAUACGUCCGUACUGUCCUCCCAGGCUGCUGAUGGGGAUAGUGGCUUCCUCGCCGGCGCUUCCUUGUCUUCGGACAUAGCCCCUACCGACUCAACUCCGGCGAAGACGAAGAAAUACCAGCGGCUGUCCAAGGAAGCAGUGGAUAUCCUGAAAUUAUGGCUUCAUGAACACCGAGAUUGUCCAUAUCCAAGCGAACACGAAAAGACGGAGUUGAAACAGCAGACUGGAUUGACUAGGACGCAAAUCUCCAACUGGUUCACCAAUGCUCGACGACGCAAAACCAUCGACAUGGCGUCUUUGCCAGAGGUAAAUCAGGUCGACACACCUUUUGAACGCUGGAAGAAUUCACCUCCUGAAAAUGAAGCCGCUACAACUUCUGAUAUCAUGCGCGCACUGGCAGAUAUGCCCGAUUCUUUCGAGAGCGGCUCUGGCUCCAUGCAUUCUGUCUCCCAGAGAGAGUGGUCCAGCAACGGUUCCAGCGGUGCCUGUUCGACCACAUUCAACGCAUCUUCUGCCAGCAGUUUCGAGCACAGUCAAGCCUCUGGCUCUGAAGGGUCCUAUAGCCAUUCGCAGCGGGCACCCCUGAGAUCACCUACCCCUAUCCCUAAUGCAAGACCUCGUCGUCGCUAUCGGCGACACCGAUUUUCCACAAAGACCUUCAGCAAACGAAAAGCACAGAACGGACGCCCAUUCCAAUGCACAUUCUGCGCCGACUCAUUCUCUACCAAGUACGACUGGCAGCGGCAUGAAAAGACACUGCACUUACCCGUGGACCAGUGGAGCUGUACACCCCAGGGCGGCAUCAUCGAUAUCGAAGGGACGAGCGUUUGUGCAUUUUGUCAUACAUCAGACGCAGAUGAUGAACACCUCAAUUGUCAUAACUAUUUAAUAUGUCGCGAGAAACCCACCGAGCAACGGACCUUUUCCCGAAAAGACCACCUUAAACAGCACCUCAAACUAAUACACAAUGUGGACUAUCAUCCUGCCAUGGAGAAAUGGCGAAGUCAAAGAACCUAUAUGACGUCAAGAUGUGGAUUUUGCGAUGCGAAUCUGGAAUCCUGGGAGGAAAGAGUAGACCAUGUGGCCGAGCACUUCAAGGAAGGGGCGGAUAUGAUUCAGUGGAGAGGCGACUGGGGAUUCGAGCCUGCUAUCCAGAACCUGGUCGAGAAUGCGAUGCCAUCCUACCUUCUCGGUCAUGAAAGACACACGCUCGAUCCUUGGAAAAGCUCGGAUGUUCUGGGGCAUCUAGAAGACGAAGAGCAACCAUUCAGUACGAAUGUCCCAAACGGCCUCGACCGCUAUACCAAUCUCCAACGUGAACUUGUCACGUAUAUCCAUAAUCAAAUGGCCGAGGGGAAUCAUCCAUCUGAUGAGAUGAUCCAAUCCAGAGCUCGUCAGAUCGCGUAUGGAGAUGACGAUCCUUGGAAUCAGACAUAUGCUGAUGACCCGACAUGGCUGAGUGCUAUCAAGCGUGAUGCAGGGCUAGAAGGCAGUGUUGAACCAAAUAUCCGGCCACCAGAAGAAUCCUGAUGGAUUAUAUAUCGAUGGAACACUUUUUAUAUUUAAUUCUGACUUUAUGCUGUCUCGGUUGUUGAUGUACAUAUUUCGAUCUUUGUCCGCGUACUAUGCUUUUAUAUAUCCCCGACUGCGGAGACUAGAAUCUCAUUAAACACAAAUUAAGUGUUAACCCAAAC